CCUCCGGAGCUCAGGCCAGUCAACAGACUCUUGCUGGCCGUCAAACUCAAAGCCAGGCAGGCACCCACGGGCAGGUGUCCACCUCUCUCCUCACUGUUAAAUUCGGAAGUUAUCUUGUUUAAAUACCGAGGGAUUUCACGCCUUGCUUUUCGGCCAGGUCAUGAUGAGAGAAAAGCGGACGUCUGAGGAGGAACAUUGUCGUCGUAGUAGUUGUAAUUCGCCGCGUGUACCGAGCUAGUGGUCUCCCAGACAGCAGUAUUAGCUUCUGGUCUGUUUUUUUAUUUCUUGUUCUAAACCGUCCGUAAUUAAUUUCCUGGGCGGACGAGGAGGAGCAUCCCACUUUUAUAACCCGCCGUGGAGACGACCCACAACACGGACUUGAGAAAAAAGAGCAAGCCGGGCAGGAGUCAACAUGUUCGAGACAAGAGGAAUCCCGUUCGUGGUUCUCGAUAUCGUCUGCCUUGUUUUAGGAGGCCUGCCUCUGGCGGCCUUCAACCUGGGUAAGAUCCGUCCCUACCAGAGGGGCUUUUUCUGUAGCGACGACAGCAUCAAGUACCCUUUCCAUCACAGCACCAUCACCUCCACCGUGCUCUACACGGUGGGCUUCUCGCUGCCCAUUAGCUGCAUGAUAUUCGGCGAGUGCCUGUGUGUGUACCUCAAGCGCCUGCGGUCCAAGUCGUCAUACGGCAGCUACUUGGCACGCGUUUACAAGGCCGUGGGUACCUUCCUCUUUGGUGCCGCCAUGAGCCAGUCGCUCACUGACAUCGCCAAGUACUCAAUCGGCCGCUUGCGACCGCACUUCCUGGACGUGUGCAAGCCCGACUGGAAGGGCAUCAACUGCACAGCUGGCGCCUACGUGGAGGAUUUUACCUGCACCGGAAACCCCAGAAUGGCCAAUGAGGGGAGGUUAUCUUUCUAUUCUGGCCACUCAUCCUUCUCCAUGUACUGCAUGCUCUUCCUGGUACUGUACCUGCAGGCCCGUAUGCAUGCAGAGUGGGCUCGCCUGCUGCGGCCAACCAUCCAGUUCUUCCUGAUCGCCGCCUCUGUGUACACGGGACUGUCGCGCGUCUCUGAUUACAAGCACCACUGGAGUGAUGUGCUCACCGGCCUCCUCCAAGGGGCGCUCAUGGCCAUCCUGGUGGUGUUUUUUGUGUCCGACUUUUUCAAGCAGCCCCUGGAGACCAACAAGGAGACUAACAUGACCCACACCCUUCAGGAGUCCCCCAACAAUGGAAACCACUUUGAGAGCCCAAACUAAAACUUUGCACUUCUAACUCUUCUGCAUGCAGAGUUGAUAUACAACCUCAGGCCUCUUUAUUUUAUUCAAAUGUUGUGUUUUAAAUGUGCUUCCAGCUAUAAUUGCUGGCUCAAGACUCUCCGGGAAUGGCGCCAUUUUUAUCUACUGCGCUGGUGGGAAGAUUGUAUUGCACGCAACCGCCAGCAAAAAGAAAAAAAAAAAAAAAAAAAAAAAAGGGUGUAUUUGGAGA
This is a messenger RNA of Corythoichthys intestinalis (scribbled pipefish), 1487 nucleotides long. It is a transcript of the gene plpp1a, whose product is annotated as phospholipid phosphatase 1a. The record is from RefSeq and is a predicted model, not a curated record. The coding region runs from base 413 to 1258 and encodes 281 amino acids. Gene Ontology annotation, cellular component: plasma membrane. The transcript has 6 exons. Gene Ontology annotation, biological process: phospholipid metabolic process; phospholipid dephosphorylation; signal transduction. Lineage: Eukaryota; Metazoa; Chordata; Actinopteri; Syngnathiformes; Syngnathidae. Gene Ontology annotation, molecular function: phosphatidate phosphatase activity.